Messenger RNA from Engraulis encrasicolus (European anchovy), 2589 nucleotides. RefSeq names its product extracellular calcium-sensing receptor. The record is from RefSeq and is a predicted model, not a curated record. Gene Ontology annotation, molecular function: G protein-coupled receptor activity. The transcript has 7 exons. Gene Ontology annotation, cellular component: plasma membrane. Gene Ontology annotation, biological process: G protein-coupled receptor signaling pathway. Bases 1 to 2589 code for a protein of 862 amino acids. NCBI's taxonomy places the organism in Eukaryota, Metazoa, Chordata, Actinopteri, Clupeiformes, Engraulidae.
AUGAGCCCUUGCUUCACACUUGGUUGUAUCCAUAUUGUGCAGGUGCCCGUGUCUGUGUGCAUGACCACUCAAUCUCAGUGCAAACUAAGGGGAAACCCUUUUUACCCUCUUUUGCAGAAAGAUGGAGACAUCAUCAUUGGAGGAAUAUUUUCCUUCCACAGUAGCUGGAAGAAUGAAGACAAUUCCUAUUCAGAGCACCCAUCUCCUUUGCAGUGCACCAGCUUGAAUUUCAGAGCCCUCCAGUAUGCCCAGACGGUGUUGUAUGCUGUGCAGGAGAUCAAUAAUAGCACGUCUUUGCUGCCGGGAGUGUCUCUGGGCUACAAGAUAUACGACUCGUGUGGCUCGGUAGCCAUGGGGGUGAGGGGGGCCAUGGCUCUGAGCAACGGCUACAGUGACACCGCUGCUGCUACUGCUGCCGCCGCCUCCUCCGAGGGUCCCUGUCCAGAGGCGGCCCAGGUGGUGGCCUUCAUCGGGGAGACGUCGUCCUCGCCCUGCAUGGCCAUCGCAACCAGCAUCGGGCCAUUCCGCAUCCCCAUGAUAAGUCACUAUGCCACAUGUGCCUGCCUCAGUGACAAAAGCAAGUACCCGUCGUUUCUCCGAACCAUCCCCAGCGACUACUACCAGAGCCGGGCCCUGGCCGAGCUGGUCAGGAACUUCGGCUGGACCUGGGUCGGCGCCAUCAGAACCGACGACGACUAUGGAAACAACGGGAUGGCCACUUUUCAAGCAGUCGCGGAGCAAAUGGGCAUUUGUCUGGAGUACUCGGUGGCCUUUUUCAGAAACGACCCCCACGAAAAGAUGCUGCAGUUGGUAGAGCAAGUUCGUUUGUCUACUUCACGGGUAGUGGUGGCAUUUGUCUCACAUCUAGAUCUGGAGGUGCUUCUGGAGGUGUUUGCUGAACAAAACCUUGUAGGCUAUCAGUGGGUCGGAACCGAAGGGUGGAUCUCGGACUCGUACGUAGCCAGUCUGGACCGACAUCACAUUCUAAGCGGAGCCAUAGGGCUGUCCAUCCCCCAAGCACAUGUUACAGGGCUGAAAGACUUCAUCCUAGACAUCCAGCCAUUGAACUCUUCCAGCAAUGCCAUUUUCACGGAGCUGUGGGAGGCUCUGUUCAAGUGUAAAUUCGCUCCUUUGAAUAACUCUAAGGUUAAAACGUGUACCGGCCAAGAAGACUUGUCAGGAGUGGAAAACACCUUCACAGACAUGUCUCUGAUGGCGAUCUUUAACAAUGUGUACAAGGGUGUGUACGCUGUGGCUCACGCAUUGCAUCGGGCCCUUCGCUGCAAAGACACCUGUGCUACCAAGAGGCAGCCUGAACCUCAUACGAUGUUAGAGCACCUGAAAAAGAUCAAAUUUAAGACGAAAGAGGGAGAUGAAGUGUUCUUUGAUGCUAAUGGAGACCCCACUGCCAAAUAUGAGAUCAUAAACUGGCAGCCCAAGAAAGAUGGGCAGCUGGGGUUUGUGACAGUAGGACUUUAUGAUGCCUCAUUACCUGCUCAACAUCGACUCAAAGUAAAUGGCUCCAUAGUAUGGGCUAAAAAUGCCACAGAGGUGCCCGUGUCUGUGUGCAGUGAGAGCUGUCCCCCAGGGACCCGGAAGGCCCAACAGAAAGGAAAGCCCAUAUGCUGCUAUGACUGUAUACCGUGUGGAGAGGGAGAGAUAAGCAAUGACACAGACUCCAUCACCUGCAGUCUUUGCAAUCAGGAAUUGUGGUCCAACAAGCAAAGGGACAAAUGCCUCAGAAAGGAAACUGAAUUUCUUUCCCACAAAGAGAUCAUGGGCAUUCUUCUGACUGCCUUCUCAGUCAUUGGGGCCUGGUUGACAUUUUUAAUCGGCCUAAUAUUUUUUAAGUACAAGCACACACCCCUUGUCAAAGCAAACAAUUCGGAACUGAGCUUCUUGCUAUUGUUUUCACUGAUGUUGUGCUUCCUCUGUUCUCUUACUUUCAUUGGUCGGCCCUCUGAGUGGUCCUGCAUGUUGCGUCACACAGCGUUUGGGAUCACCUUUGUUCUCUGCAUCUCCUGUGUUCUGGGGAAAACGAUAGUGGUGUUAAUGGCCUUCAGAGCCACUCUUCCAGGCAGUAAUGUCAUGAAGUGGUUUGGGCCUCUGCAGCAGAGACUCAGCGUUCUUGGCUUCACCUUCAUACAAGUUCUCAUAUGUGUGCUCUGGUUGACCAUAUCACCUCCUUUCCCUUACAAGAAUAUGACUCAUUACAAGGAAAAGAUCAUUCUAGAAUGUGAUGUUGGAUCAUCAAUAGGAUUCUGGGCUGUAUUGGGUUAUAUUGGACUCCUUGCUCUCUUGUGUUUCAUCCUGGCUUUCCUGGCUCGCAGAUUGCCCGAUAACUUCAACGAGGCCAAAUUCAUCACAUUCAGUAUGCUGAUAUUCUGCGCAGUCUGGAUUGCAUUUAUCCCUGCUUAUGUCAGCUCUCCUGGAAAAUUCACUGUAGCAGUAGAGAUAUUUGCAAUUCUUGCAUCUAGUUUUGGGGUAUUGUUUUGCAUUUUCCUACCAAAAUGUUAUAUCAUUUUGUAUAAACCAGAUAAAAACACCAAAAAGCAUCUUAUGGGGAAAAUGCCUUCAAAAGCUCUUUGA